AUGCCAGGACGUGUGCUAGAAGAAUCUAAGAAGAGAGUGCUCAUAGACACUACAAACACGCAUAAUGCUCUCAAGUCCCCGCCAUCCGCGAAAAAGCGCAAGCUUAACGGAAAUGGUCCCAAUGUCGCCUUCCCUUCCUCUCAGACUGGGCCAAAUGGCUUCCGGUCGAAACUGGGCUCGAGCCAGGCCAAGAGCCAGUUUGAGACUGAGGUCUUGGAGAAGAUGACCCAGGAUAUUUCUGGGUUGAAAGAGAGUAAUUCGGAGAAGGAUCAACAAUGGGAUAGACCAAGCCUGGACGAUUUCGACCCCAAACGAGACGCUCUAUGCUUUCAGCAGAUUGAGAUUGAAGAAGGCUCUCUACAUGGAGGGAGCACGGCGCUCAAACUGUUUGGCGUCUCAGAGACCGGACAUUCCAUACUCCUUCACGUUACUGAUUUCCUACAUUAUCUCUAUGUUGCAGCACCUGUGAAUUUCCAACGACAUGAUAUCGAAGGCUAUAAGGCGUACCUCGAAUCCCAGCUAGCCCAGCAUCAGCCCGCCAUUCAUUCGGUGCAGAUGGUCCUACGGGAAAACUUGUAUGGCUUCCAAGGGAACCAGAAGAGUCCAUACCUCAAGAUCACUGUCAACGACCCAAAAUUCAUUGGCAGGCUCCGUUCAGCGAUUGAGGAAGGCAAUGCAAACUACAAAGGGAUGUGGAACGUUGAGAAAAACAAGAUCAAAACCUAUGAUAACAUCCAAUACGUCUUGCGGUUCAUGAUCGACACUGGAAUCACCGGAAUGUCCUGGGUUGAAGUUCCGCCACAGAAGUACCAUGUCUUGCCUUCAUAUGAUCGCCAAUCAAACUGCCAAAUCGAGGCCUCCUGCCAUUACCGCGACCUGAUCGCACAUGGCCACGAUGGUGAAUGGGCAAAAAUGGCCCCGUUGCGGAUUCUGUCUUUUGACAUCGAAUGUGCAGGGCGUAAAGGGAUUUUCCCAGAGGCCAACCAAGAUCCUGUCAUACAAAUUGCGAAUGUUGUAACCAAAUACGGUGACUCGAAACCAUUUAUUCGAAACGUCUUUGUUUUGGACACUUGCAGCUUGAUUGUCAACACACAAAUCUAUGAGCACGACUCGGAGUCGAAAAUGCUCAUGGCAUGGAGAGAUUUCCUUGAGAAAGUCGACCCGGACGUGAUCAUCGGCUACAACAUUGCCAACUUCGAUUUCCCCUAUCUUCUCGAUAGAGCCAAGCAUCUGAAGUUGCAAAAGUUCCCUUACUGGUCGCGUCUAAAGAGCGUUGUUUCCCAGGCAAAAGACACCAACUUUUCCAGCAAGCAGAUGGGUAACCGUGAUACCAAAGCCACCAACACCAAUGGACGUAUCCAACUUGAUCUGCUACAGCUCGUUCAGAGGGACCAUCAGUUGCGCAGCUAUACGCUAAACUCGGUUUGUGCUCAUUUUCUGGGAGAGCAAAAGGAGGACGUCCAUCACACCAUGAUUACUGAGCUGUUCAAUGGUACGCCGGAUUCCAGACGUCGGUUAGCCGUGUACUGUCUCAAAGAUGCGUAUCUACCGCAACGACUCAUGGACAAGUUGAUGUGUCUGGUCAACUACACCGAAAUGGCCAGAGUGACAGGAGUGCCGUUCAACUAUCUUCUGUCUCGUGGCCAGCAAGUCAAAUUCAUCAGCCAGCUCUUCCGGAAAGCCUUGGAACAACAGCUGGUGAUUCCGAACGAGCGAUCAGAGAAGUCAGACGAACAGUACGAAGGUGCUACCGUGAUUGAACCUAUUCGAGGCUACUAUGAUGUGCCCAUCGCGACUCUGGAUUUUGCCUCUUUGUAUCCUUCAAUCAUUCAAGCGCACAACCUGUGCUACACCACUCUUCUGACCAAACAGAUCAUUGAAAAACACAACAUGAAGAAAGAUGAGGAUUACAUUCUGACACCCAACGGCGACUUGUUCGCAACGGCAAAGGUGCGAAAAGGGUUGCUCACUCAGAUCUUGGAAGAACUGCUGGGCGCACGUAAGCGGGCCAAACGAGAGCUUGCGGUCGAAAAAGAUCCUUUCAAGAAGGCAGUCCUCAACGGUCGACAGCUUGCCCUGAAGAUUUCGGCAAACUCCGUUUAUGGGCUUACGGGCGCGACUGUGGGAAAGCUACCGUGUCUGCCAAUUGCGUCAAGUACGACUGCGUACGGGCGGCAAAUGAUUGAAAAGACCAAGCACGAGGUGGAACAAAAGUACACGAUUGCGAACGGCUACUCACAUGACGCGCAGGUCAUCUACGGAGACACGGAUUCCGUGAUGGUCAAGUUCGGAGAGAAGGAUCUGAGAAAAGUCAUGGAACUAGGACAAGAAGCGGCCGAUUUCGUCUCGUCCAAAUUCAUCAAGCCGAUCAAACUGGAGUUUGAAAAAGUAUACUUCCCCUACCUGCUGAUCAACAAGAAGAGAUAUGCGGGUCUGUACUGGACCAAUCCGGACAAAUACGACAAGAUGGACACCAAGGGUAUCGAGACAGUCCGCCGCGACAACUGCCGACUAGUGCAAGUGGUGAUUGAAACGGUGUUGCGCAAGAUCUUGAUCGACCGCGACCUCGACGGCGCGCAGGACUAUGUCAAAGAAACGAUCGCCAACCUGCUACAGAACAAAGUCGAUCUAAGCAUGCUGGUCAUCACCAAAGCACUAAGCAAAAGCGACUACACGGCCAAGCAGGCGCACGUAGAACUCGCCGAGCGCAUGAAGAAGCGAGACGCCGGCUCCGCCCCUGCGCUCGGUGAUCGCGUCGCCUAUGUCAUCGUCAAGGGCGCCGGCGGCAGCAAAAACUACGAGAAAUCCGAAGACCCCAUUUACGUGCUUGAGAACAACGUCCCCAUCGACACGAAAUACUAUCUCGACAACCAGCUCGCCAACCCGCUCGGCCGUAUCUUCGAACCUAUCCUCGGCGAACGCCGUGCCAACUCUUUAUUGGCUGGCGACCAUACCCGUUCUAUUUCCGUGGCCGCCCCGACCCUAGGUGGGCUGAUGAAAUUCGCCAAAAAGACAAUGACUUGCAUGGGCUGCAAGAAGCCUCUUGUCCGUCCGGACGAGAAAGACGGCGCCGUCUGCGAGAAUUGUCGGCCUCGUAUUGGAGAGCUGUAUACGAAACAGAUUAAGAAAGUGGGUGAACUUGAGGUCCGCUUCAACAGGCUCUGGACGCAGUGUCAGCGGUGUCAGGGCAGUAUGCAUUCUGAGGUCUUGUGUAGUUCGAGGGAUUGUCCUAUCUUUUACAUGCGCAUGAAGGCCCGGAAGGAGGUCGAGGAGGGUGGUCGCGAACUCGCUAGGUUUGAUCAUGAUGUCGGUGCGCUCUGGUAG
Exophiala dermatitidis NIH/UT8656 is the source of this 3324-nucleotide messenger RNA. RefSeq names its product DNA polymerase delta subunit 1. Gene Ontology annotation, cellular component: delta DNA polymerase complex. Gene Ontology annotation, molecular function: nucleotide binding; DNA-directed DNA polymerase activity; 3'-5'-DNA exonuclease activity. The transcript is spliced from 2 exons. Gene Ontology annotation, biological process: nucleotide-excision repair, DNA gap filling; base-excision repair, gap-filling; DNA-templated DNA replication. Bases 1 to 3324 code for a protein of 1107 amino acids. The record is from RefSeq and is a predicted model, not a curated record. NCBI's taxonomy places the organism in Eukaryota, Fungi, Ascomycota, Eurotiomycetes, Chaetothyriales, Herpotrichiellaceae.